UAAACACAAUUUACAAUUUGAAAUCUUUCUUUAUUUCUCUAUAUUGUAGUCCGAAUCUACUAAGAACCUGCUAAGAACUAUUAGUUGAAUUUCCACUCUGUAUUUGCGUUUCUUUACAUUCAGUUUCAAUCAAGUUGUACGAGUUUGGAAGCCUAUGAGUAGUGAAAUUAUGGGCUCGGUUACUAGUGAGAUUAACUCUUUAAAGAGUGCAAUGUUGGACGAAAGCAAGUUUGAUGUGCACCUCAAAUUGUGGGCGCUUCGAAUCCCUCGUGAACUUUGCAAGGUUGCCACUCGGAUACUUAACGGAUACAUGUUUGACAGGCCCCGCAUCAAACCUGUCACUCAAGAUCCAACAUGUGACAAAAAUCGUUAUAUAAUAUUAUCAGAAAAGGUUGAAAAUUGUGAUUUAUCUUAUAUUCCUUUUCAAAAACUUGAUGAACUAAAAGCCCUAUGCAAGAUUGAAGUAGUUCCACAUUCCUUGACACUUGGAUAUUCCUAUUGGGGUGCAGACCAUGUGUUGAAGCAGAUUCUGCCUACUGGAGUUGAGGUGCCUUCAUCUUUUGAAACAAUAGGUCACAUUGCCCAUCUGAAUAUUGCUGAUGAACUGCUUCCUUACAAGGAUGUUGUUGCGAAGGUUAUUUAUGAUAAAAAUUAUCCCAGAAUCAAAACAGUUGCUAAUAAGGUUGGAAAUAUUACUAACGAGUUUCGUGUGCCAAAGUUUGAAAUACUGGCUGGAAAAAAUGAUAUGGUUACAGAAGUGAAGCAAUAUGGGGCAACUUUUAAACUUGAUUACAGCUUGGUCUAUUGGAAUUCAAGACUGGAACAUGAACAUAUAAGGCUGGUUUCUCAGUUCCGAGCAGGGGAGACCAUUUGUGACAUGUUUUCUGGCAUUGGUCCGUUUGCUAUUCCAGCAGCACAGAAAGGAUGCCUAGUGUACGCAAAUGAUUUAAAUCCUGAUAGCAUUCGUUAUUUGAAGAUUAAUGCAGAAAUUAACAAGGUUAAUGAACGUGUCUCUGCAUAUAAUAUGGAUGCGAGGAAAUUCAUUUCUCAAUUGAUGGCAGUGCCUACUUCCGAGACUAAUCCAGAGUCUGAGGUUCCUGUUCUCAAGGCUUGUGAAAAUUGCACCGUACAGGCAAAUGGGGAAACAAAGUCUGAGGACAUAAGGCCUGCAGGCGAGUUGGAAGAACUAACCAGUUGCAAUAUAAGCAAUCUGGAGGGUGUUGAAGGUUCAUGUCUGAGUGCUGAUGCAAGUGCAACUUCAGUCAAAAGACGUUCUGGGAGUUGUCAGGAAGUUUCUGCUGCAGAUGAGGGAAGAGCUAAUGGCGCUGUUGUUUAUGUAGCUGUUAGGGAAAAAGGAGGAUCAGUUAAGCGAAUGAGAGGCUCUGAGUCAUUUGAUACUAGGCUCUGGGAGCAUGUUGAUCACUUUAUAAUGAAUCUACCUGCUUCUGCUUUAAAAUUUCUGGAUGCAUUUAGAGGCCUUAUCCAGAGGAGAUGCUGGAACGGUCCUCUACCUUGGGUUCACUGCUAUUGCUUCAUGCGGUCAAAUGAAACAAAAGAACUGAUAAUUUCAGAGGCGGAGUGUGCCUUGAAUGCUAGUAUACACGACCCGAUAUUUCAUAGGGUUAGAGAUGUUGCUCCAAACAAGGCAAUGUUUUGUUUAAGCUUUAGGUUGCCGGAGGAGGCAUGCUGUGGUGAAGACAUGACUAACAGCAUCCGCUAUGCUGAUGGAGAGACAUAAGCACUGGUUGAUCACGUCUUCUUGUGUAAAGUCUUGGGCCUUGUUUCAAUUACCUAACCUGAUACACAAGGCAACCAAAAACAUAGAAUUUGACACAGAGAACGUUAGAUUAGAGAAAUUAAUGUCAAACAAUGCUUCAUAUUUUUUUUUCUUCUCGCCUUCUCUUCAUGUAAAUUAGUGGAGUGCAUGGUCUGCUUUUGAGAGGUGCCAGGGGGGUUCAGUUCAACGUCUGAAACUGCAUUGUGCAAUUAAUAUAGCACCUUAAGUCAUAUAAUACAAGUGUUCUAAUUUUGUCCUUGAA
Molecule: messenger RNA, 2039 nt
Organism: Cornus florida
Lineage: Eukaryota; Viridiplantae; Streptophyta; Magnoliopsida; Cornales; Cornaceae
Product: tRNA (guanine(37)-N1)-methyltransferase 2-like
Exons: 12
Coding region: 155-1738 (527 amino acids)
Biological process (GO): tRNA N1-guanine methylation
Cellular component (GO): cytoplasm
Source: RefSeq, a predicted model, not a curated record